AUGCUGUUUAGGAGAGGCAUCAUGAACAAGAUAGCCCAAGUGCCCUAUGCAUCCAACGAGACAUGGGAGUUUGGCGUGACUUUACACAAAGGAACAAUAUAUAUAGAGGAACACGAGUCUAUAGAAAAACAAAAGUCUAAAUUUGGUGCGACAGAUAGGGAUGCAAUGUUUACAUAUUGGGGAUACAAGUUUGAGUCACUAUCUACAAUUCCCAUUCCACCAAAUCAGCUUGAGCAUGAUGAUCCAGUCUUGAAAAACAGAGAAACUGCAGUUGUAAACACAAAUAUUCAAUUCUGUAGCGUAUUCAAGACAAACUAUGGAUCUCACAGUGUUGUCAUGGGUGCCGAAGUGGACUGUGUUACUCGUGAAAUUGAAACGGGCACUUCCCCUCAAAGCGUAUAUGCUGAGCUAAAGACCACUCAAGUGAUUGAUACUGAUCGCAAAAGACAUAGUUUUGAAAAAUUUAAGCUUUUGCGCAUCUGGCUGCAGUCUUACUUGGCAGGUGUGCCAAAAGUGAUUAUUGGAUUCCGUACUGGGGAUGGUCACAUUUCUCAUGUUCAAGAAUUUGAUACAUCUGAGCUGCCUCGUUUGGUACGAGGAAAGCCUGGCAUGUGGGAUCCCAACCGAUGUAUUGCAUUUGGAGAUCAAUUUCUAGCAUGGGUCAAACAAGUGGUCACCAUUGAUGACUGGAAUACUGUCUAUACUGUCCGAUUUGACUCGAAUAAGCAAAUGAUUGAAAUGUUGGCACCUGUCACUGGUGGUGACCAAGUAUUUAUUCCCAAAGAUUUUAGUCUAGAGAAAUAAAUUGAAAUGAGAUUAUCGGC
Molecule: messenger RNA, 824 nt
Organism: Batrachochytrium dendrobatidis JAM81
Lineage: Eukaryota; Fungi; Chytridiomycota; Chytridiomycetes; Rhizophydiales
Product: decapping nuclease
Exons: 5
Coding region: 1-804 (267 amino acids)
Biological process (GO): nuclear-transcribed mRNA catabolic process; NAD-cap decapping
Cellular component (GO): cytosol; nucleus
Molecular function (GO): mRNA 5'-diphosphatase activity
Source: RefSeq, a predicted model, not a curated record